AUGGAUCGUGUUUUACAAACAAUAGCUCUCAUCUUUCUUGGUUGUUGUUCAAAUGUUAUAUUUCUGGAACUUAUUAUUAAACCAUAUCCUGGAAGUGGAAAUAUAGUAACAUUUGCUCAAUUUCUUUUUAUUGCUAUUGAAGGUUUUAUUAAUUAUUAUAAAUGGGGUUCAGUACAACGACAUGUUCCGAUCAAAAAUUAUGCGAUAUUAGUAUUGAUGUUUUUUUUGGUUAAUGUUAUUAAUAAUUAUGCAUUAAAUUUUAAUAUACCAAUGCCAUUACAUAUGAUCUUUCGAUCGGGUUCACUAAUCUCAAAUCUUUUCUUAGGCAUGAUUAUAUUGAAAAGAAGAUAUCCAUUACGUCAAAUAUUUGCAGUACUUUUAAUUACAUUUGGAAUUUUUUUGGCAACAUAUGCAUCUAGUCAAUCAUUAAAUAAACAAAAAUUAGCGAGAAAUAUGGAUAUAAAUGAAACUAAACCUGAUUUUUUAAAAUGGCUUAUUGGUAUUGGAAUGUUAAUUUUUGCUUUACUUGUUUCGUCAUUGAUGGGUAUUUAUCAAGAAAUAAUAAAUACAACCUAUGGCAAACAUGCUGAAGAAGCACUUUUUUAUUUACAUUUUCUACCUUUACCAUUAUUUGCAUUUUUUGGUAAAGAUAUUUAUCAUCAUGUACAAUUAUUUAAUCGAUCAACUUGGUUACCUCUAUUUUCAAAUAUUGGUAUUCCAAUUAUGUGGGCUUAUUUAAUUUGCAAUGUAUUAACACAAUAUUUUUGUAUACGAUCUGUGUUUAUAUUAACAACAGAAUGUCCAUCAUUAAUUGUAACAUUAGUACUAACAUUAAGAAAAUUUAUUAGUUUACUUUUUUCAAUAAUUUAUUUUCAAAAUGAUUUUACAUUAUAUCAUUGUAUUGGUGCUGCAUCUGUUUUUCUAGGAACAUUUCUAUUUAGUAAUUUACAUACAGAAAUUUAUAAUUAUUUUAAUCGACCACAUAAUCAUGUGGAAUAA
Rotaria sordida is the source of this 999-nucleotide messenger RNA. The record is from the annotation of a GenBank genome assembly. Lineage: Eukaryota; Metazoa; Rotifera; Eurotatoria; Philodinida; Philodinidae.